AUGAACAAAAGCAUCACAUCUCGGUGGAAACUCCCUCAAAAUAACUGUAGCAUAUCUGCACCUGCUUCUACAGCCCCGUCAACAGUUGCUUCGCCCUCGGUUUCAGAGCCUGGAACUCCUCUUCUUGAUGGGACAGAAACACCUAAAAUUCUGACAGAUCUAGUACCACAACAACACCAUCAACAACAACCGCAACAACAACCGACUUAUUCAUUAGACCCCUUGGCGGUCGAUGCGACUCCGACAGCACUCGCUCACGUUGCAGCUGAGGUCGCAAUGUCAGGAGGCAAUAAUAAACCUAUUUCAAAAAAGCGCCCCAAAUCCUCCUCAAACACCCAUUCAGAAUCUCCAGGAAACAAACGGUACAGAGCAUCGGCAGGAAAUUCAGAGGGUACUAAUCGUGGGGGGGCUGAGCAUGCUCCGCCCAAAGUUCGUCUCGAGGACUUGGGAGGGGUGGAUCAUUUUAUUGAGAAAGUCAAGGAGUAUGUGAUGAUGCCCCUAGCACAUCCUGAAGUCUAUGCACAUAUGGGGGUCAAGCCUCCACGAGGCAUUUUGCUGCAUGGACCUCCAGGAACAGGCAAAACGAUGAUGGCAAACGCGAUCGCAGGAAGUUUGGGAGUGCCUUUUAUCACCAUAUCUGCCCCUUCAGUUGUCUCAGGAAUGUCAGGAGAAUCUGAAAAAAAGAUUCGUGAAGUCUUUGAAGAAGCCAAGGAGCUAGCACCUUGUUUGAUGUUUAUCGAUGAAAUCGACGCUAUUACACCCAAACGAGAGACUGCACAGAGAGAGAUGGAGCGUCGCAUCGUUGCACAACUACUUACUUGCAUGGAUGACCUGAAUCUGGAAAAUACUAAUGGAAAGCCUGUGAUGAUUAUUGGCGCAACUAAUAGACCAGACUCGUUGGAUCCAGCUCUUCGACGUGCUGGCCGAUUCGAUUUAGAGAUCAAUAUCGGAGUUCCUGAUCAAGAUGCCCGUGAGCAGAUCCUUCGUGUCAUGUCUUCGAAACUAAAAUUAGCUGGAGAUUUUGAUUUCAAGGAGCUAGCCAAGCUUACACCAGGAUAUGUGGGAGCUGAUUUGAAUGCAUUGACGUCUGCAGCAGGUGUUGUUGCUCUGAAGCGUAUUUUUCAGGAGAUUGGUAAUGUCGAUAAAAUUGCCGAGGUCGAGGUAUUGGAAAAUGUCACUGAUGAAUUAGAAAUGAUGGAUAUGGAUCAACAGACAUCGACGGAGGUAGUGUCUAGUACAACAAAUGAAAUGCAAGUUGAUGGUUUCAAAAGAGAAGCAGCACCGCAAGCGAGUGAUAGUAAUACAUUCACGACUAUAACUACUACAAAAGCAACAAUCCAGAAGCAACCCUAUAAUAGCCAUCACAAACCUGUACAUUCAAUCAGCGCUUUUCUUCAAUCACACCCGGAACCCUUGACUCCAGAGCAACUCGAGCCACUUGUGAUUACUAACGAGGAUUUCUUAGUUGCGCUGACCAAGGUUCAACCAUCCGCGAAACGUGAAGGCUUUGCUACAGUUCCUGAUGUCUCAUGGGACAAGAUCGGAGCCCUACAAUACGUCCGUGAUGAACUACGCAUGGCUGUAGUUGAACCUAUUAAAUACCCUGCUUUGUUUGCUUCCGUAGGCAUCCAGACCCCUGCUGGUGUCUUGUUAUGGGGUCCUCCUGGAUGCGGCAAGACGUUAUUGGCGAAGGCUGUAGCGAGUGAAUCUAGAACAAAUUUCAUAUCUGUCAAAGGGCCCGAAUUAUUGAACAAGUAUGUAGGUGAGAGUGAACGAGGUGUACGACAAGUUUUUGCGCGUGCUCGCGCAUCUGCCCCCUGCGUCAUCUUUUUCGACGAGUUGGACGCACUUUGUUCAAAGCGCGAUGAUUCUCAGUCCGAAGCCUCUGCUCGUGUUGUCAACACAUUAUUGACGGAGCUGGAUGGUAUGGAAAAUCGAUCAGCAGUCUACGUAAUUGCUGCAACAAAUCGACCAGAUAUCAUCGAUCCUGCCAUGCUUCGUCCUGGGCGUCUUGACAAAUUACUAUAUGUUCAGCUUCCAACAAUGGAAGAGCGUCUCGACAUUCUGCAAACAUUGGCUCGAAAGACGCCUUUAGCCUCUGAUGUGCAACUUCAAAUGGUAGCAUCUGAUGAGCGUUGUGAAAACUUUUCGGGUGCAGACUUGGCUUCAUUAGUUCGAGAGGCAGGUAUGUCGGCUUUGAGAACAACAUUGAAAAAGCUGAAUGCCAUGGGUAAGGCCGGUGAGAAGCUAGACGAUCAGCGCAGGCAACAAACCACGGUAGGAGACUCUACCAACACAUCAAUGAUGGGCAAAGAUGCCUUGAUUGGUGAGGACAACACAGUGGCCGAGCUAUUGUCGACUCAAAUCAUGGUCUCUAGGGCGGAUUUUGACACCGCAUUCACCAAAGUCUCGCCGAGUGUCUCACCACAAGACAAGAUGAAGUAUGAUAAGCUGCAUGUCAAAUUCGGCGGUGGUUCUGCAAAGAUCAAGUUGAAGCAGAAACAAAUCGACGCAAAGGAAUCGAGUACAGAAGGACUCGGACUCUUCACAUAA
Lobosporangium transversale is the source of this 2553-nucleotide messenger RNA. RefSeq names its product P-loop containing nucleoside triphosphate hydrolase protein. The transcript is spliced from 4 exons. Gene Ontology annotation, cellular component: nucleus. NCBI's taxonomy places the organism in Eukaryota, Fungi, Mortierellomycota, Mortierellomycetes, Mortierellales, Mortierellaceae. The record is from RefSeq and is a predicted model, not a curated record. Gene Ontology annotation, biological process: ribosome biogenesis. Bases 1 to 2553 code for a protein of 850 amino acids. Gene Ontology annotation, molecular function: RNA binding; ATP binding; preribosome binding.